AUGCUCAUGCUCCCACAAGCCGAUCGAGAACAAUGCGCUGCAUUCAUACGCGACGAGCGCGUAAUGGUCAUCUGGUCCGAGUCGCUCGACCGCAUCAUCCCGAUCUGCCAAGACUUUGAAGAGCGGCUCAUCAAGCUCCUCUGGCGCUCGCGCCCCAUUGCACCCUCCACCUCCUCCUCCGCGCAUGGCAAUGUCGGUGGCAGCGGUGGCAUUGCUGGCAGCACAACGGGAAGCAUUGCCGACCACUCACAAGGCAGCGCUGAGGGUCUGGCGCCGAACGGUGGCGCGGUACGUGGAUCCGCGUCAGCAUCGCGUCCCCCAAGUGUCACGGGACGCGCGCCGGGGUCGGUUAGGGCACUGAAGGGUUUGUAUGGUGUUCAAGGCAGGGAUUACGAGGACGAGCUUGCAGAUGCAGCGGAGAAGGCGGCUGCAGCUGCAGCUGGUGGUACUGAUAAAGAGGCGUCAAGUUCGGUGCGCGCCGCUCACGCAGGUCGAGCGCGCAAGCAGCGCUAUAGGCGGACGUGGUAUGGCCGCAAAGUGCCCUUGCCGAGCGUGUAUUCUGCUGAUGCCGAUGAUGGGGACGAUGACGAAGAUCGUGAUAUGGAAGGAUUCAGAGGGGAAGAGAGGAGGCCUGUCAGGCUUUAUGCACCGCUGUAUAAUGGGCUUGCAGCUGGUAUCGCGUUGGUGUUUGUUGGGAACUCUUUUAGGACGCUACUCAUGGAAUGGUGGUUGGACCAUAACUUUACACGGUUCGCUUUGGUCGUUGUCAUUCCCCUGUUGUAUUGCGUCUCUAUGUUCUUUGCACUACAAAUCGUGCAAAACGUUACAAUGAUGAUCGGCCCAAUUGCACACUACCACCAAAAUUCAAAGUAUUAUUCUGCGGUCCGCCCAAAGCCAAACAAGGUCGUCGACAACAACCUCCCGCACAUCACUAUUCAGAUGCCAGUUUAUAAAGAAAGUCUCGAGACUGUGCUCGCUCCUAGUAUCAGAAGCUUGAAGAAGGCGAUGCAGACCUACGCGAGGCAGGGAGGGACCAGUACGAUUUUCAUUAAUGAUGAUGGGCUUCGGUUAUUGUCCCCUGCUGAGAGAGAUGAGAGGCUUGCAUUCUAUGCGAAUCAUAAUAUCGGAUGGGUGGCUCGUCCGAAGCAUGAUCCUGCUCCCGACGGCUUCAAGCGUGCUGGAAGGUUCAAAAAAGCAUCGAAUAUGAAUUAUGGUCUUGCACUCUCUUUGAAAAUGGAAAAGCACCUCGAGACUCUCCUCACUCAGCAAACAAACUUCACCGCCAACAACCCCGGAAAUAUGCGUACUUCUGUCUCUACGAACGCACACGGAAGCGCCAAUAGUCAUGGCGCAAUUGUAAAUGGAACAGGAGAAAAGCCGAACGGGCAGGGUGAACCGAUACAGUAUGGAAUUCAAUACCAGAACCGGGACGGCGACGAAUCCGUCGUAUGGGGUCACGCAGGAAACGGGGGCGGCGCCGGGUCUGGACACGCGCCUGCACCUGGGCUUCUGGGUUUAGGUGAUGAGGAUCUCGAGGAGAAGGCGCUCGGCAUGGCUAUUGAAGAGACGUGGGAGGAGAGCGGACGUAAAUGGCGCCCGUGGGCUGCGAAUGGCCGCGCGACGAGGAUUGGCGAAUUUGUGCUCAUUGUGGAUUCGGACACGGUCGUUCCUGAGGAUUGUCUGCGUGAUGCAGCGCGGGAGAUGAGGGCAUGCCCUACGGUUGCGAUUAUCCAGCAUGAAAGCGAUGUCAUGCAGGUCGCCCAUCAUUACUUUGAAAACGGAAUUGCGUACUUCACGAGGCGCAUCAACAGGUGUAUAUCGAUCUCAUGUGCCAACGGCGAAGUCGCUCCGUUUAUGGGACAUAAUGCCUUUUUACGCUGGAAAGCUAUUCAAGAUGCAGCGUUCAUCGACCCAGCAGAUGGCAAGGAGAAGAUAUGGUCCGAGUCCAACGUGUCCGAGGACUUCGACAUGGCUCUCCGACUCAUUUUGAAGGGAUACAUUGUCCGAUGGGCCACGUACUCCAAGGGCGGAUUCAAAGAAGGUGUCUCGCUCAGUGUGGAUGACGAAUUAAAUCGGUGGCAAAAAUAUUCCUAUGGAUGCAACGAGCUCCUGUUUAAUCCUCUGGUGGAAUGGUGGCGCAAAGGACCUAUCAAUCGCCAAAUCCACAAGUUCUUGUGGUCCAGGGCGCCUCUGCACUAUAAGAUUUCAAUGUUAUCAUACGGUAUCGCAGCGUCGAUAACGAUAUCACUCAUCAAUUACGUGUUGCUGGGCUUCCAAUUCCCAGUUGAUGGCUUCUUCAUGCACAGUUUCGAAAUCUUCCUUGCGACGACGGUCGUGUUCUGGGGAUCCGGAACGGUUGGGUACACGCUGCUUGAGUAUCGUCUCGGACACAAGAAACUGGCGAUCCUAGCUCAUCUGUUUUCGUACAACAUUCAAUGGUCCGCGACGAUCAAAGAAGUCGAGCGCUCGAAUUUCUUCAAGGAAAUCCCAAAGAUCGCUCGGAGGUGA
Psilocybe cubensis is the source of this 2508-nucleotide messenger RNA. RefSeq lists its product as uncharacterized. Lineage: Eukaryota; Fungi; Basidiomycota; Agaricomycetes; Agaricales; Agrocybaceae. The transcript is spliced from 12 exons. The coding region runs from base 1 to 2508 and encodes 835 amino acids. The record is from RefSeq and is a predicted model, not a curated record.